Pseudophryne corroboree (corroboree frog) is the source of this 6270-nucleotide messenger RNA. It is a transcript of the gene FRMPD4, whose product is annotated as FERM and PDZ domain containing 4. Gene Ontology annotation, molecular function: protein binding; phosphatidylinositol-4,5-bisphosphate binding. The transcript is spliced from 18 exons. The record is from RefSeq and is a predicted model, not a curated record. Lineage: Eukaryota; Metazoa; Chordata; Amphibia; Anura; Myobatrachidae. Gene Ontology annotation, cellular component: cytoskeleton; dendritic spine. The coding region runs from base 469 to 5859 and encodes 1796 amino acids.
AGUGUGAGCAUUAUGCAGAGGCAGGGGUGAUUUACUGCAUCUCUGAAGCUCUCUUUCCUGUCUCUGUGCUGCUUCACUGCAUGCACACUGGCUGCUCCUACCUCCUCCCUCCCUUGUUUCUCUUCCACUGCCUGGGAUCAGCAGUCUUCAAUGAAGAAAGCCUGGCAAAGAUGCUUGAAAGAGCUACAUGGACACAAUCUAAGCAAGAUAGCAUAGCGUGCUGUAACCUAGAGAUGCUGCAAGACUGAAGACUAGCUCCUGUCAUACUGACAUUUCUCUACAGUCAUAUUGGCUGAGUGCAGGAAUAGAAUCAAUGGUGUUUCUGAGUCAUUCAUUCCCAAACUGCAGACCUAGGAUGAUACUGUGCUGCAUUUUGAUGUAGAAGAAAUCCUGUGUUUGUUUAAACGUCUGAUAGCAGCAGGAUGUUGCUUGAGUGAAGGAAGGAGAGAAGAGAGCCCAGCUGCAUGCAUGGAUGUGUUUGGCUUUGCUAAGAUUGCGAAGCUAUCCAGCUCAGGUGCGCUACAAGAAGCUGCAAUCACCAAAACUCAGAAAUAUCAGCGCGAUCUACAGUGUCACUUUCCGGCUUGGCAUCACUGUGAGGAAGAAAACCUUGAUCUCUCUACACUUCAAAGAUCCAGUCACAGAGCAAAGUCUUCAGGGUGGUCUCCACACACUGGGACCUGGAGUUUGCCUCAGGGUCCACCUUAUGGAUGGGAGAUGGCGACAAACAGAGACGGGAGAGACUUCUUCAUCAGUCACUUGACACAAGCAGCGACAUUUGAAGAUCGAAUUGAAAGCUGCCAAAUCAACCCUCCCACGCCUAGGAACGUAGAAAUGAGGAGAGAUCCAGUUCUUGGUUUUGGGUUUGUUGCUGGAAGUGAAAAACCAGUUGUUGUCCGUUCAGUAACACCAGGUGGACCAUCUGAAGGAAAAUUAGUCCCUGGAGAUCAGAUCAUUAUGAUAAAUGAGGAACCGGUGAGCAGUGCUCCAAGGGAACGGGUGAUCGACCUUGUCAGAAGCUGCAAGGAAUCCAUACUCCUUACAGUAGUGCAGCCGUACCCGUCACCAAAGUCAGCGUUUAUUAGUGCUGCGAAAAAGGCAAGGUUGAAGUCUAAUCCAGUAAAAGUUCGGUUUUCAGAGGAAGUUAUAAUCAACGGGCAGGUCUUGGAAACCGUAAAGGACAAUUCUCUUCUUUUUAUGCCAAAUGUCCUUAAGGUAUAUUUAGAAAAUGGACAAACCAAAUCAUUUCGUUUUGAUAGUGGUACUUCUAUAAAGGAUGUUAUAUUAACACUCCAAGAAAAGCUUUCAAUAAAGUGCAUUGAACACUUUUCCUUGAUGCUGGAGCAAAGAACUGAAGGAGCUGGAACCAAACUUCUUUUGUUACAUGAGCAGGAGACACUAACCCAGGUGACUCAGAGGCCCAGCUCGCACAUGAUGAGAUGCCUGUUUAGAAUCAGUUUUGUUCCAAAGGAUCCAAUUGAUUUACUCCGCAGGGAUCCAGUUGCCUUUGAAUAUUUAUACGUGCAGAGUUGCAAUGAUGUUGUUCAAGAAAGAUUUGGACCAGAGCUGAAAUAUGAUAUUGCACUGAGACUAGCAGCGCUACAAAUGUACAUUGCAACAGUCACCACUAAGCAAACACAGAAAAUCUCUCUGAAAUACGUUGAAAAAGAAUGGGGAUUGGAGACUUUCCUUCCGUCUGCCGUAUUACAAAGCAUGAAGGAAAAGAAUAUAAAGAAAGCGCUGUCACACCUUGUCAAAGCUAAUCAAAACCUGGUCCCUGCAGGCAAAAAGCUGUCUGCUCUACAAGCCAAAGUGCACUAUCUGAAGUUUCUUAGUGACUUGCGCUUAUAUGGUGGACGUGUAUUUAAAGCAAAAUUGAUUCAGGGAGAAAAACAUUCAGAUGUUACCUUGUUAGCUGGGCCAAGAUAUGGCAUCAGCCAUGUAAUCAACACAAAAACCAACCUAGUAGCACUGCUGGCAGAUUUCAGCCACGUCAAUCUGAUAGAAAUGUAUACAGAAGAUGAUGUUACAGUUCGAGUGGAGCUUCAUGUUCUUGAUGUGAAACCUAUAACGCUGCUUAUGGAAUCAUCUGAUGCUAUGAAUCUAGCCUGCUUAACAGCAGGUUAUUACCGACUCUUGGUCGAUUCAAGACGUUCAAUUUUUAAUGUGGCAAAUAAAAAUACAGCCAACAGAGAAGCAGGAAAUGAAAUACGAACUAAACUUAACUAUCAUGAUUGUGAUUGGAAUUACUUACCCAAAUCAACCAUCUUUGCUUAUGAAGAAAAUCAGGAAGUGCAACAAAUAUAUACAGACUUGAAACAACGAAAUGUUGAUAUUUCCGAUAGUCCGCUAUGUCAUAAUGACCGUCGGAGUUUGUACAUAGAGUCUGCAUUUAAUUCAGGAGAACUUGAUCAGCAGUUAACCAAACAGUGUGACCAUAUAGAUUUAGAAAACAGCCUCAGUGUAAGCCAGACAUCAUUGGUAUCUUACUCUGGACUGGACCACUCUAGCAUAGCACAAGAUUCUCCCAGGAGUGCAAAAGUGUCUUUUAUAUUUGGCAAUCACGACCUGGAUCCCAUAAACCCACAGACACUUGGCUAUGAAAGACUGAUGGAUGAAAGCCCUGACAUGUUAGACAAACAAAAUGUAAUUUACUUAAAUAAUGCCAAUGACAUUAAAGACUUAGACUUGACAUCGGAUGCUGAAAGCAUCCAUUUUGCUGCUAAUGCGGUUUAUGCAAAUAUAUCUGAGAGUAAAAUUUUUGGAAAUGCCGAAGGGAUUGAAGAGCCUCUAUUACAUGAUAUUUGUUAUUCUGAAACGACAGACGAUGUUGAGGAUGAGGAUGAGGCAAGUUGCGAAGAAGAUGCUAUCGUGCCAGAAGAUAAUAGAAAAGAUAUUCUUAGCAUGUCAGGAUCCAGCGAUGAUAUCAUUGAUCUGACCUCACUUCCACCACCAGAAGGGGAUGACAAUGAAGAUGAUUUCUUGUUGCAUUCUUUGAAUAUGGCUAUUGCUGCUCCUCCUCCUGGAUUCAGAGACAGCUCUGAUGAAGAGGACUGUCAGGGUCCAUCUGCUUCUGCUGUCAGUAUGUCUAAUGAUGACAUUCCGGUGUCUCUUAUUGAUGCUGUUCCAACCAGUGCAGAUGAAAAAAGUGAACCAACCCUAGAAGAUGCAGUGGUUUCAAAUCUUCAAGCGAUGCAAGAUUUGGCUGUCUCAGAAGAAAGCCAAGCUGAUGACACCUCAGGUGUAACAAUGCUGAGGGCAUACAGUCCUGAGUCUUCCUCGGAUUCUGGCAAUGAAACUAACUCCUCGGAAAUGACAGAGAGUUCAGAACUGGCUUCGGCACAGAAACAAACAGAAAACACAUCCCAUGCAAUGAUGCAGAGCAGUGAUGGCCAUCAGAGUCUGAUGGCAGAACAGACUGACAUGUCUUUAGCGAAGAACCAAACUGGAUGUAUAUCUGUAAGACUCUCAUCUUCUUUAACAAAUCGACAGGCCAUGGAACUUCAAUCAAAAGCUGUGCCUUCAAAACAAAUGCUUCAUUCUGAUAACAUAGAAAUGGAGCCAGAAACCAUGGAGACAAAAUCGGUCAGUGACUACUUUAACAAAACACAAAUGGAAUCUUUGGUGUAUGCUUGCAAAAGGAAAAAUAAGCCUGAUACAGAAACAAAAACGCACUUUGAUGUAAACGUUACAGUUAAAAAGCAAGUAGGUAAACGACCAGAAACUGAUGGCGAAUUAAAAGCAAAAUUUGAAACACUUCCUCCAAAGGACUGUCAGCACCUAAGUAAUUUUAAUUUGGAAAGAACUUCUUUUCGGAAAGACAAUCAAAGAUGGUAUAACACCACUGAGAAGGGAGCACUAGAGAAAGUACCAGCCGGUACAGUGUAUGUUAAGACGCUGCCAAGGCUAUCUGGGCUAGGAAAAAUGGAAACUGAUGGCAAGGAUGAUGUACACGCUGAAAAUGCUCUUUCUAAACAAGAGGAUAUUUUUAUUCCCAAUGCAGCUUUCAUUUCUUCUUCCAAAGAAAGUGGUGACUCUGAAGUUGAUAAUACAUCUGCAGAACAUAUUUCUAAGCUAGUAGACACAGAACAGAGCAUAAAUAGGAUUUGUGAGUACCACAUCGCCAAGAACAUGUCAUCGUUUCAAAGCGAAGGACAUUUUUCUCUUCAAAGUUCCCAGUGCUCUUCUGUGGAUGCAGGCUGCAGUACAGGUAGCAGCUCAUGCGCGACUCCUGUUGAGUCUCCACUGUGUACUUCUGAUGUUAAACGUAUUCUCUCUGAUGCAUCAGUAAAGAGUGGGAGUUAUCUAAGCUCAGAUGAAAGACAGACUAUGCUAACAAAUCAUGGGGCAUCAUAUUCAGAACUGCAUCAACAAGGUGACACCACUAGUCACAGGACAAGUGGAACUGGUGCACAUACGUCAGUGAAUGCAGACCCAUUGUUUGGAACCUUGAGAGAAGGAUGUCAUCGGACUUCCAAGAUUAAAGAAACCACAGCUUUGACAGAGCCUGCUAAAGGACGAAGAGAUGGCAUGUCUGAAGCUACACUUAAACACCUGAAAGGGGACCCUACUGCAUUAUCCUGCAUUUGCUCAGAAUCAAAUGUGCCAACUCAGAAUCAAGACUCUCUCUAUUCUCACCAACGGAACCAGGCCUGUGCUGCAGAUAUAAACUCACAGUCACACCAGUAUGAGAUGUCCGGUGGAAGCCUAAAAAUGCCACAUAACAGAAAAGUACUGAGACGCAGCAGCAGUGUCAUAACCAGAUCUUCAGGCAUGGAGGCAACCGACAAGAAAAUUUCUUCAAUAAGCCUGUGCUUGGAUGGAAUAGAGACAGAAUCUUCCCGAUCUGAAAAAAGAUUUGAGCUUCCACUGGGAAAAAAAUUAUCAAAAAGUUGCUCCCAUAGUUCUGUGACCUCGAUCAGUGAAAGUAAGGAUAGCAGAAGGUCUGCUACUGCCGGUUCUAUGCAAAAGGUACAAAAACAAUCUAGGUCUUUGCCUUUGUUGAAGCUAGAUGCAAGUAACUGGAAGUGCAGAGGGCCCUUUAGUUAUUGCUUCCAAAACAGGGGAAAUACUGGCGAUGAAGAAGAGGAUGAGUGUGAAGAGAUAUACAAUGGGAAUAACAAUGAAAAUAAAGAACUAUCAUGUGUGUACUUACCACAAUCACCACCAGUGGAAGUGCAAAAAGGAGAUCAGGUUUCAUCCACACAGAGCGGAAGUCAAGAUGUAGAAUCUCCCAGAGCCACUAUAUUAAUAGCCACAAAACCUACUGAGGAUGAUCAGGCUGUUCGGCAAAUGAAGUUGGAUGUCCAGAAUAUGGCAUUUGAUGAAAAGAUUACCAGAAUAAAUGCACUAAAAGAAAAAGUUUAUUCAGUACCUGAUGGAUUCAAUGCUGCUCAAAGAGAUGCUAAUGAGUUACUUUGCCUAAUACGAUCAAAUCUCAGUGGAAAGGGGGAAGAAGAAAGAUUAGAUACAUAUGACCAGGAGCUGUCUCAGUAUAAACAACGUUUGUCCGUGGAAUCAAGACAGCUAGGAAGUGCCUGCAGGAAAAUGGCCGCCACAGACAAGGACCCGGAAGAAAUGCUAUCAGCUAUGACUUCAAGCUUUCAAAUUCUCUGUUGUUUGACAGAAGCUUGCAUGCGAUUAGUGAAAGCAGUGAACUCUGAAACACAGCAACAAGAAAUUGUAGCAAAAAUAGAUGAGGUGGUAUUGAACUACAUUUGUUUGUUGAGAGCCGCAGAGAGCACAUCAGUGAAGAUGUUCAAUGAUCCUAGUGUUAAACUUAUGGCUCGACAUUCUAGUACUAUGGCUGCCGUUGUAAGCACACUAACACGUUCUCUUAAAAUGCUUUUGAACAAAUAAAUUAAGAUAGUCAUGUCAUAAACUACCUUAACAAAGCCAUACAUUAAACAUUUUCCAUGUGUAUAGACCAAUGUAAAUAGCAUAACCUUCUUAACUUCCAAAACCCAUUUUGUUCCUCCUUUUGACAUCGAACCUAGAGAAUAUCUCAAAUGCUGAUGUAAUGCAACCUCCUGCAAGAACUAAGCCUUCAGGAGCCUAAUGAACCUUGAUUACUUAUCUUGCAUUAUCUGCAGGCACAUUAUGUUAACAUUUAACCCUUGCUGCAUCUUCCACUUUUCCUCCCAGACAAGUCAUACUAGAGAUAGGAAAUUGAAUCAUACUGUAAAUAGACAGUAUUUAAUAUUUUAAAUUAUAAUUUUUAAGAUCUGAAAAUUAUGAAAUAUGUUUCAAUUCAAAGAACGUAUUAUGGUU